Molecule: messenger RNA, 4595 nt
Organism: Monopterus albus (swamp eel)
Lineage: Eukaryota; Metazoa; Chordata; Actinopteri; Synbranchiformes; Synbranchidae
Gene: umodl1
Product: uromodulin-like 1
Exons: 16
Coding region: 1278-4364 (1028 amino acids)
Cellular component (GO): extracellular region
Molecular function (GO): protein binding; calcium ion binding; peptidase inhibitor activity
Source: RefSeq, a predicted model, not a curated record
UAACUACAAUUGCUAAAGAUUGUAGAUAUGCAUUACAAAAAUUAGCAUGCAGUGGACCUGUAGUAUUUUCUUUCAUCAAAUGUGAAUGUAUAAGUGAAGACAGAUAAUGGUUAGUCUUUUUUUAGAAAAUGUGUUUGACAGCAGAAGCACUCUGCUGUUCCAUCACGUAAUGAGAAUGAAGAUGUGUGAAAAAGUGGCAAGGAAGUUCUCACUCCUCCUUACUUGACAUUAAUGGCUGACACAAGCUAUAAAUGCCAGCAGCAUAGCAAGCACUGCCAUGGUUACCUGUGUGGAAACCCAGUCAUUAGGGACUGUGACUCCACCCAUCCUUCUCCUCUAUCCUUGGCAUUAAAAACAUGUUUACUCAUGCUGAUGAUGCCAAAUAAUAAGUUAAUAUACUGCCAAAUAAAAAGUAAAAGGGCUACUCUAAAAACUAAAGCAAGGAUUUCUUUAUGAAAAUCAUGUGAACCAAGAGCUUUUUUUUUUUUAAUCUCUACUCUUCUUGUAAUAUGCAGACUUAGUAGCUUGUCAUGUGCCAUACAUCAUAGUAUCAAGUUUUGUGAAUAAUGUAAUAUAUUUACAAGUUGGAAGUUAAUGUAAUUUCAGCACAUUGACAAAUAUAACUGCACACUUUUAUAGUAAUUUUUUAAUUAUCUGCUGGCUGUCCUGAUUUUGUGGUACAUUAGGGACUGAUGGUGCAAUGAGAGGUGGAGAAAGAUCAAGCCACAGAGGAUUUGGUCUUUGAGUGUACUGUGAACAGUGCGUUAGCCUUGUCUCAAAGAGAAACAUGCACAUACAAUGUGGUUACUAAAUAGAUUGACAUUCUGAUCUGUGAAAAAUGAACUGGACACUCUGCCUCUGGGUGGCUACAACCCUGCUGACUCUCUAUAGGGGACAAAGCGCUAUGUAUGAAGGUAGGCCUCUAUGGAGAUUAUACAUUAACAUGCAGUCGAUGUACUGCCACAACAGAGUAUGGUGUUUAUGAGGAUUUACACUUCUUGCUUCACCUGCUAUAGAUUGUUUUCAGCAUUUUAAAUGUCACCAAUGAUAGAAAUGUGUUAUGUUAUGAGUAAAUUUAAAUUAGGGAGCACUGUUAGAGACAAGUCCUAAAUAUAAAAUCUGAGGUCAUUAUACAGCCAGAUAUUAAUUACCAAGGGACCUUAACCAACAAUAAAACUGACAAGAUCUAUUUUAUUCCAGAAAACAGCCUGUCUGCAUCUGGCUACCAUCUCUGUAUCCACAAUGAGACAAGGACUGUGAGUUUCCUGGUGACGCAUAUGGUCCCCUAUACUGAGACACAGCCUUGUGGUUGGCUCCUCUGGAAGACAUGUACUGUCACACUUUACAAGAUGAUUUAUCAAACUGAGUACAAGACAGUGACGGAGCAGGUGACUAGGUGCUGCGACGGUUACGAGCAAGUCGGACGUUACUGUGCCCUGUCUGUAAACAGGCGUGGGGAGUUUAUUGCCAAGCCAGGAUCCUGUCCAACUGCAGAUGGAUUGUAUCCUGAAUCUGAGGUCUGUGAAUGGGACAUGGACUGCCCAGGCUGGCAGAAAUGCUGCCAGGGAUUGGGCCACUCUCUCUGUAGUGAUCCUACAAGCUCAGCAAAUUAUUCUAAGGGCGGAGGAUACCAUUUAAAUGCAACAGUGACAGUAAAGACAGGCUACCAGCAAAUGAUGUCUGAAGAAAAAGGUCUUCUGAAUCACACGAGAUUACUACAGGCAAUGGUGACUGGAGCUCUACAGUCUGAAAACGUUUCAGUCUAUUACCUCAGGUCAUGGGAUGUGCACCCCUAUAGAACUGCUACCUCACUGCUGAUUGACUGCAGCUUUAGUGAUUCACUGUACAGUGUCUCAUCAAAGCUGCACCUUCUUCUCACAAACAUAGAGGAGGUGUCAUCUGUAACUGUGGAAGAUGUAGAUGAGUGUGCAGCAUCUGCUCUUCACUGGUGCUACCCUCUCGCAGACUGUCACAACACAGUGGGCUCCUACCAAUGUAUCUGUCGCCAAGGAUAUACAGAUGCAGACCCCCGCAACCCUGGAACCCACUGUAUAGCAAAUGUCAGCGUGUGGACCACCACAAAGCCCCUGCUGACCUACCUUACACCCAUAAACAUAACUUCCACCCAAGCCUCCAGCACCGCUGCUGGCCUUCCCGGCAACAGGACUGCCUUCAACCACUCCGACGCCAGCAUGACUACAGCUCUGAGUAAUACAGGCUCUGGUCAGACAAACCAGACCUACCAGGUUUUUCUAAACAAGGGGUUGGAGGUCAUUGAUUUUUGGGAAACCAAUCAGACCAUGGUGAAGGUGAGGGGACUGCAGCCUGGGGUGCUCUACAAUGUUACUGUUAUACCUCAUGCCUGUGGAAACCAAGGACCUGGCUUUUGUACACUGGUCAAAACUGAUGCUCACACACUUGAUGCCACAGCUCGACUCACCAACAUCCAGUUUACUGAUGACCUGCGCAACACCAGCAGCGAGACCUACAAAAACCUCAGUGCGAGUAUUAUAGAGGAGAUCUAUCAGUCUCUAUCUCCAGAGAUGAGGGCCAUGGUGGAUUCAGGCCAAGUGAGAAUUGAGAUCACAAGCUUUUCACCUGGCAGUGUGGUGGUCAACUUCACCAUCUCCAGUCAAAGCCAAGACAUCAGCAAUGUGUCCAGCACUCUGCUGCACUCCCUGAUGAACAGCACCAGAUACAUGGUGGAUGGAACAAACAUCACUGAUUUAAAUGAAUGUGCUCCAGGAACAAAUGACUGCUCCCAGUGGGCUACAUGUAAUAACACCUGGGGCUCCUACACAUGUGCUUGUCUGGACGGAUAUACAGACAAGAACCCAGAAAGGCCUGGACGAUUCUGUGAAGCAAUUGUUACCUUGGAGACAAUGUCACCUUCCCUGACACCGAUGAUAUUUUCUACAUUUAGCACGACCCAUUUCUCUCACAUAACACCCCUCACCAGUGAUCCGCCUUUAACCACUGUACCCACUACUCCAGGGAGAACCACAGUCAUUAUAUCAACAAGUGAAAUGGUUUCCACUACAGCUGCAUCUACCACACUGGUUUCAACCACUUCCCCAGUCACAGUUCUUGCAGUUAGUGGAGUCUCAGUGGUUGCCACUGCUCAAACUAUGACCAUGCCUACAACAGCUACUGUCCCUACCACCACUACUAAUCCUACAACCACUUCUACAGACUCUUCUACCAGCACCACUACCCACACUCCAACCACCACAACUCCAAUGACAUCUGUGACUUCUACCCCUCCAGUCACAGUUACCAUCCCCGCUACCACCGCAACAGCUUCUACAACUAAUUUUAUUGCUCCAAGAACUGUCAACAGUGCCUCUGGGGCCAUCUCAGUUCAGUGCAGGACUGCUGUCAUCUUUGUGACAGUUGCCAGGAAUUUUCUUCUGAACACCAAGAUCAGGGAGAGCGCCCUAUAUUUGGGUUUGCAGGAAUGUGGCGUCAAUGGAGGCAAUGACACUCAUGCCCAGCUGACUGCAGGGUGGGAUGAGUGUGACACUAGGCUUGUGCAAAAUGAAACCUACUACACAGCAUCUGUAACCCUGUUCAACACCAUGGAUCCAUACACCUCACCCAAUGGAACAGUGGAGGUACCCAGAAUACAGCUGGAAGUUCCCAUCAUGUGUACCUUCUUGAAGAGCAUGGUUCUCUCUGCUAACUCUGGCUCCUCCGGGUAUGAAACAUUCAAAGAUGCCGUCGAAGGCUCGGGGUCGUUCCAUGUGACAGUGCAGCUGAUGAACGGCACAAUACCGCUACCCCACAACUAUAGUAUGUCCUCUCGGGAGGUCGUGGUGGUGGAGGCCAGCCUGAACACCUCCUCAAAGAAGAUUAAUGUAAUCAUGAACAAGUGCUGGGUUACUCCUACCCCAAACCCUACAGACACCCCCAGCUACACCUUCCUGGAGAACAGCUGUCCUCUGAACUCAUACACUGAAGUGUUGAUGAAUGGGAACUCCAGCAAAUCUCGUGUGUCUGUGCAGAUAUUCGCCUUCGUCAACCUGGAUAUGAUUUACGUGCACUGUCAGGUUCACAUCUGUUUAGAGAGUGGGUUGGACACCUGUGUGCCUACCUGUCGGCAAAGAAGUGCUCGGGCUUCAAACAGAAUUGGAACAGCUAUUGGUACUUCUGGACCUGUAUUCAAAGCAAAUGAUGACGAAAAUCUGGAUCAGGGGUUAAAUUAUCUACAAAUAGUUGGCUUUGCCUGUCUUGGAGUAGGUCUGUCGAUCUUCUUCAUAGUUGGUUUUGUCUGCCUCUACUACCAGAGGAACCGCAUUGGACACUACAACUUCAAUAUCAACCCCAAGCAGGAGAACUUCACUUACCUUGUCUUUAAUGCCUAGGGCUGCAGCAGCACCCUCAACUACAAUCACAGAACUGGAAAAAUUAAGCAUUUCUUGCAACAGCAGAUUAAUAGUAGUCUAUUAACGUACAGCUACCACUAGGUGUCACUGUUUCACCGUUCACAUACUAGUUCUCACCAUUCAAAAAACUGGCUGUUUACUUUCCAGCUGCCCCCUCCACAUGUAUUUAAGUUAUUAAAAUGACACUGUAGUUGUGUACUGCAAGGUCAU